AGACCGAAAUAUCGAUUUUUAGGCCCCUACGCGGCGGUUCGUUCGAUGCUCGUAUCUGCCCCGUGCCCCGUGUCCGCGCGAAGCGCCUUUCAAAACACCGACGACGCGCGCGAGAUACGCCGCGCUUCUCGCACGCAGCCUCGCCGUAGCCGACGUAGUAGCCGUUUCUCCUUGUCUCAUUGUCAUCUCGAUUCGUCGCGAUCGGGCCGAUCGGCUCGCGAAAUCGCGCCUACGAAUACGCAAUCGUGUGGGUCCUCGUAGCAACGUCAUCGAGUGCGCCGAUGUUCUCAGAAAAAAUGGCCAUCGCAGCGUCGGACUAUCAGCUCAAGUGGCACAGCUAUGGAGAGCAUCUGCACAGCUCGGUGGCGACGCUGCUCCACUCGGAGUCCUUCGCUGACGUCUUGCUGGCUACGUCCUGCGGCCGGCACGUGGCCGCUCACCGAUUCGUCCUGGCGGCCUGCUCGUCGUACCUCAGUCACAUUUUCCAGACAUGCCACUUCGGCGCGAACACCAAUGCUCCGAUAAUCGUGGUGUUGCCCACCGAGAUCGGAUACCGCACGCUGAAGAUCCUGAUACAAUACAUGUACAGCGGGGAGGCGACCGUGGCGAACGAUCAACUGGAGGGAGUGUUAAAAGCCGGCGAUAUCCUGCGUGUGCGCGGACUGUGGCGAUCGAAUACCGGCAGCAAGAAGGAGAACAUACAGUCGAACAACCAGAAGAUCGAGCGCGACAAGAGGGAGCCGUCGCAGUUGACCGGGCAGAUACAAAAGAUUAAGCUGAUGCAACAGACCCAGGAGAAGGUGGUAGAGAAUGCGCAACAAGCGGCCGCGGCUCAAAAUAACGUACAGCCUCAGAAGCCGGUCGAGAGGAAGAGCAGCGAGAAAAUCAGCGACGAGAAGGUGAACGAGUCUUCCGACUCGACGAAGAAGGUCCUGGAGGAGAACAAAAGUAACGAGCAGAACAAGAACAAGGAGAACGUCGAGGCGAACGGCAAGAAGAAGAAGGCUGUCAGCAGCGACGUCGAGUCGAACAAGACGAAAAGCGAAGGUGGCGAAAACACCGAGCUGAAUCUGGAUCUGUUAGUGAAGGACGAGCCGAUCGAUUGGGAAGAGACGAUCGAUCCGUCGGAAUCGCUCACGAUAGACCAUGAGAUCGACAUCAAACCGGAAAUCGUGCACAGUGCGGACGAGGAUGGAGAAAUGGAGGAGGAGGAGUAUACACCACUAACAUGCGACAUGUGCAGUCAAACGUUUAACAGGCCGUCGGAUUGGGUGAGGCACAUAGAAUUCACGCACGCCGACAUGACCGAGAAUCGGAGGAAGAAACGGAAGGACGACGUAAACGACGAGAGCAAAGACUUCCCGCCGUUGAAGUGCGAUCUGUGCGGUAAUAUGUACUCCACGCCGCAGGAAUGGGUACGUCAUAUACAAACGGAACACACGGAGGAGCAGCUGGCCUUGAUGAACAAUUCGGCGCCCCCUAAGCCGAAGAGGGUUCACAGUCACCAAAAGUUAUGCAACAUAUGUCAAAAGGAAUUCCCGAGCCACGCCUCGAUGGUCAUCCACCAGAGAACGCAUACAGGAGAAAAGCCAUUCCUCUGUUCCUACUGUAAAAAAGGCUUCAACGUAAAAAGCAAUUUGCUGAGGCACCUAAGGACACUGCAUGACAAAUACGUACAUCCUAGCUUGUACGGGAGUAACGGUAGCACGAAUGCUUAAGUCCCCUCCUCACAUUUCUUUCCGGCGCGUGUAUGUUUCUGUUUGCAUGGCUCAGUCGUGGAGAGAGAGAGAGAGAGAGAGAGAGAUAUCGUACAGUAUCGUCGUUCUGUAAAUUCAAUAUUAUGUCUGUAGACUGACCGCGUAUCUAUACUGUAUAACGUAUUCGGAUGCCAAAUCGGUUUCACGUGAUGAACGAACGAAGCGUCGAGGUCUGUGUGAGCCUCCACUGAUAAAUGCUGAGCGCAUCUUAAAAACUUCACAAUAUGCAUUUUGGAGAGAAAUCUAUACAAACUAUUUUUUCUAAAGAGUAGUAAUCGCGUUCUUUAUACGAUAAUCUCCUCAUUUUAACGAUGUAUAAAAUAUAAUAGAGCUCCUCUCGUUAGUGACUUUCGAUCCUUGAGUUUAAAAAACCAGAAAGCAAUAUCAGGGUUUUAAUACCAAAGAGGCUGACUAAUAUUGCCAAAAUGUCUCGUUUCGUCGGAUCUUCUUUUUUUUCCUCCUCCUCUUUAAUGUAGUGUGCACGCAUAUAAAGAAUGUUACUUGUUUUAUGUGGAAGUUUCGUUGGAGUAUGAAAGACAAACGCUGAGUAACUUAACUACUUCUAGAGAUCUGUCGAGGAGUGCUUGCGUGUAAAAAAAUAAUUCUAUAGUAUAAAUCAAUAUUUAACGCGAUUAAUUAUAAUUAUUGACUUAAUUAUUUAGCGAUUAUACGAAAUCCAAACUAUUUAAGAUUUAACUGUAUACUUCUAGGCUAUUCCAUCCAUGAUAGCCCUUUUAUUCCCUCAGCUCGUAAGUUAAUUAUGUAUUUUUAUAUUAAAGUAGCUUAUACACAAAUACGUAUAAGAAAUAAGAUAUUUGCAUUAAGCAAAAAUUUGGAAUUUCGAUUAGGCU
This is a messenger RNA of Dinoponera quadriceps, 2608 nucleotides long. RefSeq names its product zinc finger and BTB domain-containing protein 14. The transcript has 6 exons. The coding region runs from base 282 to 1718 and encodes 478 amino acids. Gene Ontology annotation, biological process: regulation of transcription by RNA polymerase II. NCBI's taxonomy places the organism in Eukaryota, Metazoa, Arthropoda, Insecta, Hymenoptera, Formicidae. Gene Ontology annotation, cellular component: nucleus. The record is from RefSeq and is a predicted model, not a curated record. Gene Ontology annotation, molecular function: protein binding.